Molecule: messenger RNA, 252 nt
Organism: Diversispora eburnea
Lineage: Eukaryota; Fungi; Glomeromycota; Glomeromycetes; Diversisporales; Diversisporaceae
Source: the annotation of a GenBank genome assembly
AUGUCAUCCCCAUCACCACCUUUAUCACCUCCAUCGAAUAAUCGAAAUCCCAUUAAAUCCGAAUUCUUCAUUGAUCCUAAUUCCACUACUACGAGUGAAUCAUAUAGUGGUACAACUGAAUAUUUAAAUAGAGAUAGUAGUGUUUCAAGUAGAAAAUCACAACAAUCAUUAGGAUUAGUAGAAAGAUUAAAAUUAGGUAUAAGUCAUCCAAUUGUUAUUGAGGAUGAUAAUGAUCUUGAAGGAUUGCGGUAG